Messenger RNA from Coffea eugenioides, 839 nucleotides. RefSeq names its product small nuclear ribonucleoprotein SmD3b-like. Lineage: Eukaryota; Viridiplantae; Streptophyta; Magnoliopsida; Gentianales; Rubiaceae. Gene Ontology annotation, cellular component: U5 snRNP; U1 snRNP; SMN-Sm protein complex. The coding region runs from base 130 to 528 and encodes 132 amino acids. Gene Ontology annotation, molecular function: RNA binding. Gene Ontology annotation, biological process: RNA processing; spliceosomal snRNP assembly. The transcript has 7 exons. The record is from RefSeq and is a predicted model, not a curated record.
GUGAAGAGACAGUUCUCUUAGCUGAACCGCAACGCAGCAUCUUCCGGCGGCAGCCAACGGCGAGGAUAUACUUCUCUACCUCUUUAUCCGGGUUUUGCGUAGGGAGCAUAGCAGGAAAUAGCAAUAGCAAUGAGUCGUAGCUUAGGAAUACCAGUGAAGCUUCUACACGAAGCCACAGGACACAUCGUGAGCGUAGAGCUGAAGAGCGGAGAGCUCUACAGAGGCAGCAUGGUUGAAUGCGAAGACAAUUGGAAUUGCCAGCUCGAGAACAUCACUUUCACAGCUAAGGAUGGCAAGGUAUCACAACUGGAGCAUGUUUUCAUUCGAGGAAGCAAAGUCAGGUUUAUGGUGAUUCCAGAUAUGCUUAAGAAUGCUCCAAUGUUCAAACGUCUAGAAGCUAGAAUCAAGGGCAAGGGUUCAGCACUUGGCGUUGGACGGGGACGUGCUGUGGCCAUGAGAGCCAGGGCUCAGGCUGCUGGUCGUGGAGCUCCACCUGGCAGGGGUGUUGUGCCACCUGUAAGGAGGUGAUCAUUCCAGAAUAUGAUUGUAAUCUUAAGAGCGUCAAAGCUCGUAUGUUAUGCAAGGGAGAUCAUCAAAGCCAUGUUCAGCAGCCCAGUUUGGUAUAGGAUAAUAUUCGGCCUUUGAGACCUUAAAAAUUAUGUACGCUUUUGAACUUGGCUAGUGCUCAUUUAGAGACGUGAAUGGUUUUCCAAUUUACGCUUCCGUUUUAGCUGAUUCUAAAAUUUGAUGUAAACCAAAUCGAUUGGCUGUCUGUUAGUAAUGUAGCGAAAGAAGUCAACGUGGGAAGUCGUAUUCCGCUGUAACGUGGAAAUAGCAAA